Molecule: messenger RNA, 590 nt
Organism: Camellia sinensis
Lineage: Eukaryota; Viridiplantae; Streptophyta; Magnoliopsida; Ericales; Theaceae
Biological process (GO): microtubule-based process
Cellular component (GO): cytoplasmic dynein complex
Molecular function (GO): dynein intermediate chain binding
Source: RefSeq, a predicted model, not a curated record
CAAUCGAAAAAUCAAAAUCAGAAGGGAAAUGAGUGAAGACGCAAAAAGAAUCGGAGCCGGAGCUCUGGUCAUCAAAGCCCCCUCCGACGAUCGGAAGCCCUCGUCGGCGGCAGCGCCUCCCUCUCCGGCGAAAAAAGUCAUCAUCAAGAGCGCCGACAUGAAGGACGACAUGCAGAAGGAGGCCAUCGAAAUCGCCAUCUCCGCGUUUGAGAAGAACAAUGUAGAGAAGGAUGUAGCAGAGCACAUAAAGAAGGAGUUCGAUAGGAAGCAUGGCCCUACUUGGCAUUGUAUCGUAGGCAAAAAUUUCGGUUCUUAUGUGACUCAUGAGACAAACCACUUUGUGUACUUCUAUUUGGACUCCAAAGCUGUAUUGCUGUUCAAAUCUGGUUAAACGUGGUGGGAAUGCUGACAGGGAUGCUGCUGAUGAUGAUAGUGUUGUUACAAUCUAGCACGUGUAUGUAUUAAUAGAAGACUCCUAUCAUGCAAAAUGUUUAGCAAAGUCAUUCUUGUGCUUAACUUGUAUAUUUGUUUUGACAUAAAUGUUUAGUGAACUUGGAAUUUCACUGGUUCAAUUCAAUGUUUUCUGGACU